This is a messenger RNA of Poecilia reticulata (guppy), 3332 nucleotides long. NCBI's taxonomy places the organism in Eukaryota, Metazoa, Chordata, Actinopteri, Cyprinodontiformes, Poeciliidae. The record is from RefSeq and is a predicted model, not a curated record.
UUCGGGAACUGAAGAGCUGACGGGCCACCCGGUUGACCGACCAUGACAUCUGCCACGCUCUUCCUAAGCGUCGAGCUAAAACUUCUGCAGGGUUAAACUGUUAAAGCUAGUCAAAACUUUGCCAAAAAGAGUAGAAAUUAAACAAAUGUUGUUACUUCGCCUCAUCCUCCUCUGGAAGUCUCAGACACACCACCUGCACCUGGGAAUCUCUAUCCUCCACUUCCUGUUUAUCACGUGGGUAGGCUUUAAUUUCCUGUCGUUAUGAGUUAGUUCACAUUAAAAAAAGUAGGCUAUGCAAGUGUGUGUGAGUGUGUUAUGUUAUGGGCAUUGGGCCUUGCAUGGUGUCUCAUGUAUUUUUUAUUUGUGUGGGUGAGGUUUGUGCUGGUUUUGUGCUACAUGCACAUGAUGCAUGUUGGACAUGUGGUUGUGCUCAUGCAGUGAGUUUUGUGUGAACCCUUAUAUUAUAUAUAGGUGUGAACCUAUACAGUCCACAACCUCUUUGCACUUAGGCCUUAAUUAGCCUACAGGCAUUACAGAUAUUUUUUGUUAUUGUUUUAUUUAUUAAUAGAAACUUCCCUUUUCAGGGCGAUGACGCUGUAGUUUGCACGGCACCUACUUUCAGAGUACAAAAACAUAACAUAUCCAAUUUGGUUUUAAUGAAAAUCUCAUUGAAUUCAUGAAUAGAAGUAAGGAAUCACAUCAAAUUAAAGAUGCAGACGAUGUGGAUGCUGUGGUGGAAAAGUCAUUAUUUUUGGAAAGAAGAAAAAGCUGCUUUAAAGUGGUGAGGUUUUGGACUUGUUACUCCCAUUAGAGAUUAAACAGCAGCCUGGAUUAAAUGUGAACAAACUGAUAUGCAAACAGUUGAGAGUAUUUGGAUUUUACCUGCUUUGACCUCCUGUUUUUCCAGGUACAAAUACGAUGCACAAAGCCCAUUUCUUUUAGCCAUUGAUCACCAUUGAUCAUCGCAUGAGGACCCAUGUUUAUCGAGCCAACAUCCACAGUGAGCAUGAAGGUGAAACGAUGAAAAACAACUAACCAGCUGUUUGAGAGCCGUUGAGUAUGAUGGAAGACCUAAUGCUCCAGGCCUGUGUCCCCUUCAGAGAUGCUGGAAACCUUGUUAAUAUACACUAACAAAGUCCCCAUGUAAUUGGAUGCACACUGUACACAUUAUUAUACAUUUUUUCAAACCAAACACAUUUUUAAUCAGAUUUGGUGGACCGAAAAACGAGUCAUCUUUCAACAGGCUAUUGAUCUAAAACAUAUCAAGUCGACACGGAAACGGUUCACUGAACACAAAUUCAACCUUCACCAAUGAUCAUCUCAACCCAGAAACCCGAAUCCUAGAAAACGUGAGAUGAAGAGAACAUGAGAUGGGACUCACUUAGGGAAACACUACACUAUUCAUUCUGUAUUCCUUACAUCAACGCUGCUUUUUUAACAUGCUUUAUUUUUUGAGGUAAUAAAUCUUGGUAAAAACAGGUUUAAAUUUAGUCUUGAUUUUUAAACUAAAUACAUACCAAAUCUACAUUUAAAGAAUCUAGACAUUAUUUUAAUUGUUAAAAUUGCUCAACAGAUUACUGAAGGUCCCAGUAAUAAUUAUCUAAGAACAGAAUAUGCUUGUUCCAAAUGUUUGUACGACCUUAUAUGCCUUGUUGAUCCUUUGUGACACAAAAUCCCCUCUAGUAAAAGACUUUAUCUGAUGAUGCCAGAAUGCAAAAUAUUUUCAGUGACAGGAUGCACAACCUCUACCCACAUCAAACUGUAGGGGAAGUGUUGUUUGCUGCGAUGCACCACAGUGGAGCGGUUUAUAUAUAACAGCAUGUGAAAGAGUUGCAGUCAAAGCAAGCGCUGGUCCACAAUGGCGCUACUGGCUUACGCUGUGCUGUUGGUCUGCCUUUCUGCUUAUUCAGGUAGGUUCAGCUUUUAUGUUCAAGUGCGUUUUAGCAGCUCUCAGUGUUUUGAACAGCUAUUAUAUUUCUGACCACCUAAUGUGCCAAAUUUUCUGUUUCAUGGUAGAGAGCGCUGUCAUUUCCCAAGAGCCUGGUGGAAACAUCAGUUUGACAUGCUCCUCCGAUGAAUGUCCAGAAAAAAUCAACGGAUACAAUUAUCUGUAUCUGUACCGUGAGAAGGACGAGGUUCUGUUCUUUCCUUUCACAUCUCAGAGUGUGGCUGUGCCAAGAGGAAAGUACGAACACAGGAUCCAGACACACAGAUCUACCAUGACCUUUACUAUCAGCAACCUGACCGUGAAUGACCAGGGUGUCUACACAUGUGUCUACAAAAAAUCAGAUAAAGUCUUUGUCAUUUGCAGCAUCUACGGAGUUUUCAUAACAGAAACAAAGUCAUCUCCCACGAUGCCUCCCACCAAAUGUCCCACCUUUGUUGACACAAGGACAACCUUGAUGCUGUUUAUAAUUUUAAUCUGCGUCAUCAGUGCGCUGGCCAUGUGGAUCUUCUUCUUGCUGAUCAUUCCAAGGGUGAAGCAGUGGUGCAUCAGGAGAAGAGCGGAAGGCGACCAGAAAGUCUCCACCGAUAAUGUGUAUGAAAUCAUGAGCAGGAACGGAUGAAGCCAAACUGCUUAGAAAAAAUCCCACACAGGGAUGAACUUGAUGAACAUUUUUUUCUGUAUUUCCUUCAGUUCGCAUCUGUUAAUACUCAAAAGAAAUUUUAAAUGUUUGUUUUAUUUUGGUUUCAAAGCGUCAAAUCUAUGUGAUCUACAGUGCAAGUAAGAGAGAACAAGAGUCAGACACAAUAACGAGACCAGAUGCUGUCGUGUCCCACAUAUUGAUGCAGCAGAUCUAGCUGCUAGAUAUAACAGUGGACUGCAAGUCUGUUGUUAAAAUGUCAGACAUGUAGAAAAUGGUUAUUGUCAUGUAGCUGUUUUUGGUUUUAAACCAAAAAUUUUGUUAGAAAAUCAGUACAAGUAAAUGACUAAAUAAGAUUUUUCUCAGAAUCUGUGGUAUUUAAAGGUCCACUCUGGGUUUGGUGAUGAGUUUAUCAGAUGUGAACAGAAGGAAACCACAAGCGUCGCUAAACCGCUGUCAUCUUAAAAGGAUGCUUUUCUCACCAGAAGAGACCAUUUGGCUGCACUGAACCAUGCAAUGGAGCAACUGCACUCUGUGUAUGCAACACACAGCUUUUUAUUUCUGUUUUCUAACAUUUAAUUUUUAUGAAACAAAAUGUUUUCUUUUUGCUCAUUUGUAAAUGUUUUGCCUUAGAGGCUACAAUACAUUGUAUGAUUGCUUUGACUACUUACUGUUAUUAGGUGUGUUGGAAUUCCUGGAGGACUGAAAUCCAAUAACCUAAGAAAAAUAAACAUUUUAUUACAAGAG